Messenger RNA from Scleropages formosus (Asian bonytongue), 2621 nucleotides. Its product is annotated as SWI/SNF-related matrix-associated actin-dependent regulator of chromatin subfamily D member 1-like. The record is from RefSeq and is a predicted model, not a curated record. Lineage: Eukaryota; Metazoa; Chordata; Actinopteri; Osteoglossiformes; Osteoglossidae. The coding region runs from base 20 to 1558 and encodes 512 amino acids. The transcript is spliced from 13 exons.
UGUGUGCACAGUGGAGAAGAUGGCUGCUCGUGGUGGUCUACAAGCAGCCCCUGCAGGAGGGAUGAACUCCGGGCCUCAGAGCUGUGCUGUGCCGCCGGGCAUGGGGCCUGGAGCUCCUGCUGGAAGGAUGGGUCCUUCGUCCGCAGCACAAAACCACCUGUAUCGUUGUCCCGUGCCCGGGCCUGGAUACCCGAGACCAGGUGUCCCCCCUGGAAGCCGAACGGUGCCACAGGGCCCGGCCAUGGGACCACCGAGCUAUGGAGCCAGCCCAGUAUCUCGGCCUGGUAUGCCUCUUGUAGAUCCAGUCCGCAAGAGACCAGCUCCUCCACAGAUACAGCAGGUUCAACAGCCGGCUGCCCAGAGCCGCCACCAGCAUACUAAAAAGAAGAAAAUCGCAGAUAAAAUUCUACCUCAGAGGAUCAGAGACCUUGUCCCGGAGUCCCAGGCCUACAUGGAUCUGCUUGUGUUUGAGCGAAAACUCGACCAGACAAUCAUGCGGAAAAGGCUGGAUAUUCAGGAAGCGCUCAAGAGACCUAUCAAGCAAAAAAGGAAACUCCGUAUCUUUAUAUCAAACACUUUCAACCCAUCGAAGCCUGAUGCAGAGGAUGGUGAGGGAGCAGUUGCAUCAUGGGAGCUCCGUGUGGAAGGCCGGCUGUUGGAGGAUACUGGUGUGUCAAAGUAUGAAGCCACGAAGCAGAAGAGGAAGUUCUCUUCAUUCUUUAAGUCACUGGUGAUUGAGCUUGACAAGGACUUGUAUGGUCCUGACAACCACUUGGUGGAGUGGCACAGGACAGCCACCACUCAAGAGACAGAUGGGUUCCAGGUGAAGCGACCAGGUGACGUUAAUGUUCGCUGUACUGUGCUGCUUAUGCUCGAUUACCAGCCCCCACAAUUUAAACUGGACCCUCGUCUUGCUCGAGUAUUGGGAAUCCACACACAGACUCGGCCGGUGAUCAUCCAGGCACUUUGGCAGUACGUGAAGACCCACAAGCUGCAGGACCCUCAUGAGCGUGAGUUAAUCAACUGUGACAAGUACCUCCAGCAGAUAUUUGAGACCCAACGGAUGAAGUUUUCGGAGAUUCCCCAGCGCCUGCAUGCCCUGCUGAUGCCCCCUGAACCAAUAAUCAUUAAUCACAUAAUCAGUGUAGACCCCAAUGACCAGAAGAAAACUGCCUGCUAUGAUAUUGAUGUAGAGGUGGAUGAUACUCUGAAAACACAAAUGAACUCAUUCCUACUGUCUACAGCCAGCCAGCAGGAGAUAGCCAAUCUGGACCACAAGAUCCACGAGACAAUCGAAACCAUCAGCCAGCUAAAGACACAGAGGGAGUUCAUGCUGAGCUUUGCACGGGAUCCCCAGGGCUUCAUAAAUGACUGGCUACAGUCCCAGUGCAGGGACUUGAAGACAAUGACUGACGUAGUGGGAAACCCUGAGGAGGAGAGGAUGGCCGAGUUUUACUUCCAGCCAUGGGCCCAGGAGGCCGUUUGUCGCUAUUUCUAUUCUAAGGUGCAGCAGAGGAGACAGGAGCUGGAGCAGGCACUUGGGAUCAGAAACACAUAAAUUCUUGGAGCACUAGACCAAGAGAUGGCAAAGGGCAUUUAGAAGACACUAACCUCCAAGUGCUGGAAUUCCACUAGUGGGGACAGAACCAAACUUCAUCACUUUUCCUGUCAGCAGAAAACAGCAUUCUGUGGUUCACAUACAUCCUACCACCUCCGAAUGAUUGAAUUUAUUUAUUUAUUUGUCUUGCCUUUUAUCUCACCCCCAACCAGGUCUGCCUGUGACCCCUUUGAGUCAUUGAACUUUUUUCCCUCUCAACUAAAAAUCCCUUUUAAACUGCCUUUGUGCUGUAAGCAUAGUUGCUUUGUUUAUGUGGCUACUGUUUGUGAUGAUGCAACUAUAUUUUUUUCUUAUGCAGUGGUUGUGUUCUCCUUUUCACAUGUCCAGCCCUUAUUACAAACUGACACUCCAGCAGUAAGUUAUACUUUAUACAAUAUAUAGAGAAAUAAUUAUUGCAAGUUUGGAAAAUUGCCUUCCAUUUUCAAUUUGUAGGGUUUAGAGAAGUUCUCACUUACUGAUCCUGCUUAUUACUUAAGGGUUUGUGUGUUAUAGGUUUGUGCAAAGCUUUUUGUCUAGUUUUACUGGACCUUUAAAGAGGUUUAGAAUGUAGCCACCCAUAUGAAGAUAUGAUUGCUAAUGUGUUUAGGAUGGAGUGGUUCUGCACAGGGACUGUAAGUUCUUUUAACAGUUUUUAUGAACAUUUUCUAAAAUCUAGUUUUGGGAGCUGGUUCAUUUAAUAGAAUGAAAGUGUUCUUUAUAAUUCAGUUCAGGUGUCUCUUCCUAACAUUGCAGUGUUUAUCAUUAGGAGGUUUAUAUUAUAACUUUUGUAUGGAAAUGCCAUAGAAGAACAGCUGAUGAAGGAAACGAGUUACUGAAACAUGUAGAGUGUUUGGGUGAAUAUUAACAGUUUUAGAACAACUGUUUGCACAUUAAACUCAUUCCAUUUUUCCAGCCUCAGUAAAACUCCUGUAGAUUUUCUUUAGCUUAGUUUUAAGAUUUCACCAGAUGACUGAAUCUCUGUACGGUUAAAUGGAAAUGUUUACUUCCCUCACACAUUUCUUGA